Molecule: messenger RNA, 1411 nt
Organism: Musa acuminata AAA Group (dessert banana)
Lineage: Eukaryota; Viridiplantae; Streptophyta; Magnoliopsida; Zingiberales; Musaceae
Exons: 2
Coding region: 394-894 (166 amino acids)
Source: RefSeq, a predicted model, not a curated record
GGUGUGCAGUCGGCGGGAGACGUUGGAAGGGUACGCGAUUCGGGAAAAGGACCGACGGAGGGGGCGUUGAUGUCCGUGUGCAAUUGGCGUUUGGAAAGCGCCAGGUGAGAGAGAUCAGAUCAUUCGAUAUGGUCAUCCGUGGGCAUAGAAUUCUUAUUUUGCUUGUGUUCGUCCGAUUUGAUGUUCUCAAAGGUGGCCAAGGAUUUUUAGCUCUGAAAAGAGGUAGAUUAUAGGAGGCGGUCAUCUGUGGGAAGAUUUUUGUUUCUUUCAUUGAUUCCGAUGGGAAAGACGAGAUCUUGCUGAUCGUUAGUGGAAUAUUGGCAAAAGAGAUUCCAUUUUUGUGUGUUUUGGUUCAGAAGAUUGAUUCUGAGAGCGGUAUCCGGUUUCGCAGAUAUGGCUAUGCUUUUUAAUCUUCUCUCUUAUUGGCUUUGGGGAAGAAAAGGUCGUCAAUCUCCCGAGCAAUCACUGAGUUCUUCGUCUGAUUACCUCACGGGGUACAGGGAUCCCGAUUCUUUGAAGAUUGCAGCAGGUAACGUGCCUCAGAUCCGAUCGAAUUCGGGACGAACCGAGAGGAAGUCGCUUAGCCGGGAGCAGCAGCGAGUUGAUAAGGAGUACGACGCAGUCCUUGUCCAUUCACGUGGGGAAUGCAUGGGUGAUUUUGAUGAUCCGGAUUGGGCGAUUGGGUGGUUGGAACCGCAUGCAUCCGAGUUCCGGUCUGAGAGCGAGACGGAGAACGGCUUUGCCGUCUUGGUCCCAUGCUAUACGCGAGGUUGCUACGCGCAGGUUGAUUUCUCCAAGAAGCAUGUUUUGGGUACUAUUGGUCUCAACAACGAUGAUCAUUCUGAAGGCAAAAAGGAUAUCGAACAGUGGCUUGCAGAACAAUUGUCAGCAUGAAACAACUACAAGUAGGCUUGAUCUUUAUAGUGUUCAGUAUAAACUGAAGAUAAGAGGAUAUUGAUACUUGAGAUAAAAAAGGUGAAAAAAGAGAAAAAUGAUUAAAUAAUUAGAAUAGGAGCUGUAGGAUGUUUUGGUAUUUAAACUUGUUGCUGAACUAUCAGAGUGUAUAUUCAGAAACAAAAAAUUCAUUACAAGUUCAAGAGAAGUGAAAGUAAAGGAAGCAGCAAAGGCAUGCAACCUCGAUGGACAUUCAUAAAUAUUUCAGGACUACUUAAGUUGACAAUAUGGUUUUAUUCAUUCUUUGCUUUCUUUCCGCCUCAAAACAGAAACUUCUCUGCUGAACAAUUCAAUUGGGUGUCGUAUUAAUUAUUUUUCUACAAAUAUUGAAGUCCAGGAAGCUUGAGACUCCUUGUGGCCCGUUAGACAGCAUCUGGUCGAUAUCUUUGUAAAAUCUGGAGCUAUUUCAGUUGCAUGGAAUGGUGCUGAAUGAAUAGCAUGAAUUCUCAUCUUUGUC